Molecule: messenger RNA, 2151 nt
Organism: Fusarium graminearum PH-1
Lineage: Eukaryota; Fungi; Ascomycota; Sordariomycetes; Hypocreales; Nectriaceae
Exons: 2
Coding region: 1-2151 (716 amino acids)
Molecular function (GO): protein binding
Source: RefSeq, a predicted model, not a curated record
AUGGCUGGCCUACGUUUCAGACCACACGCAGGUGACGCGGCUACUACUGGAGACGAAGAAGCGCAGCCACAGCCCCCGGGGACCCUCGCAACUGGUGCAAUUCGUGCCGAUACCCAGGCACCUAUCAACAAUGAAAAUCAGGACAAUAGCACGAAUAACCAAAACAACGCUGGGAACUCAAAUGCCCUCUAUAAGCUACUUGGGGAGGCAGCAGACGACAACGAGGCUAUGCGUGAACUUAGCUCCCGUUGGGACUUUUUGAAGACCGAGGUUAACGUUCCUUCACCAAACGAUGAGAACAAAACCCCUCUCCAUCUUGCAGCAGAAAAAGGCUUUAAAAGUGUGGUCAAGAAAUUACUCGAAGAAGCCGCGGCGGAUCCCUCCCUGGGUGAUGAGGAUGGAUGGAGGCCGUUGCAUUUCGCUUGCUCAGCGGGGCACACGACCGUAAUGGAUGAAUUGAUUAGCCACAAUGCUGAUCCGGAGGUGACUGAGAGGUUUGGGAGAAAUCUACUUCACAUAGCUGGCAUUUAUGGCCAGAUAGCUGCCUUCAAUCACAUCGCGGAACGUUACAUUCAGCUUCUUGAACGAACUACAACCAAAUCAAGGAUGACACCCCUACACUCGGCCGUCUAUUGGGGCAGCGAACAGAUGGUCAAUGUCUGUCUCAAUUCGGGAGCAGAUAUCUAUGCCAAGGACAGCGACGGCCAGACGACUUUAAUGAUGGCGGCGUACACGAAAGAUAAGGAUAAGAUGGACAUUUUGAUGAAGCGACUCAAAAGCGCAGAUUCCGACCUAACCGUGCAUAUUAAUGCAUGUAACAACGAAGGUAAAACACCGCUGAUGGUCGCUUGUGAGCGUGGGUGGGCUCAGGGGGUCGAGGUCUUGGGCCAAGCUGGUGCCGAUUACAAUUCCCGUGACCAACUUGGACGUCUAGCCUUACACUACUCAAUAUUGUGUGGAGAUCUUUCCAUCAUCGAAAAAAUUACGAAGGAAACGGACCCCAAGAAUCUUCUUAUGACGGAUGACAAUGGAUUAUCUGCGUUUGACAACUUCGACUUUAACCAGGCCACGAACCAAGUGACCCAGCUAGAGAGCAUCACCAAUCAUGUUUUCGCAUGCAUUACCUCUGAAUAUUCGCAGCGGGAGAUGCUGGAGUGGGCUGCAAAAGGAACAAAGCGAAGCAAGAUAUUUCGCAUGCUAGUAGAACGUCUGACAUCAAAGCACAUAUUCGAUAAUAUCGAUACUAAUGAUUUAAGCGCAUUUGAGUUAGCAGUCCACUCAAGAUUGCCAUGGGCUUUGUGGAUUCUCAUCGACAACUUUCCCUCGACUUCAGAGACUCUAGCACCAGUUCAGAAAGCUCAAGAACUAGCAAAAGAGUUACUUCCGCCAGAGAUCAAGUCUAAGAAGCCCGAACUCAACGACUACGGGACUCAGCAGGAAAUGAGCAGGUCAAACAAAGAGGACGCGAUCCUGUACGACAUGCAAAACUACCUGCACGACUUUGCUGUGGCAGAAAACUAUAAGCGAAAUUUAUCCAAACCGGUAAAGCAGCGUGAAGGCCUCGAUGAGGUACUACCCGAGUUUAAAGCUACCAUCACCCAAUUUUUUGACGGUCAGAGCCAGAGCUCUCAGCGCAGAACCAGAUGGAUCAAACAAUGGCGGUCGAUUGAAAAUGUCAUUUAUGGUAAAGGUCCAGUGAAAGUUGCUGAUGACAUGAUGAAGACAUGGUUUCCUUACCCCAAGACUGAGCUAAAGACUGGACCUCAGAACUCUGGCCUUCCCAAGCAAGACACCGAGAUUCAGACGCGAUUGAAAUGGAUUCACCUGCCUGUAACUAAUGAUCUUGUGAGAAGAAUUGUGAACGAAAGGAAUUUGUCAGCAAAUCAGACGCAGAGCAUUGCUUCGUUCUUACGCAGAAGUUGGGUUCAGGUCCCUGAUCGUACAUCUGCGUCACGAUUUAUGAGACCUCUCUACGUAUCCAAAUUCAAGGAUGAACUUGAUUUGCUGGACGACACAAUCACGGAUCGUCCCUCUGGUACCGACAAAGAUGCCAACAAAGAUGCCAACAGCAAGACAGACAUCAAGAAUGUCACAGGACAGGAACAGUCGAAUCCAAUUGGUAUCUCUGCAGCUUAUGUCAGUAUGAUAUGA